AUGGAUCAAAACAAGUUUUCACUGAUAAAACGAGUUGUUGUCAUGGUUCUCGUGUUACUAGCAGCAAACAGUUACGCCACCACAGUAACCACCAACGAACCACCACUGUCUGCGCCACUGAAAACCGAACUAAAGAUUCACCCAACCAUGGCAAUAUUGUUCGCCUUCUUGUUAACAGCCUUCUUAUCAACUUGCUUAUUUUUCUUCUACUUGUGUCGCUACACUAAUCGUCAGCUGGCUCUCGCCGCCACCACAGGCCACAGCGGCGAUCAAAGGACCGCCAUGGCGCUGGCUACAGCGCCUCGUGGGCUUGACCCUGCGGUUAUUGCUACAUUCACAAGUUUUACGUAUUCAACCGUGAAAGAUAUCAAGAUUGGUCAACAUGUGCUAGAAUGUGCCGUGUGCUUAAAUGAGUUCGGUGAUCAUGAGGUUCUACGAUUGUUACCGGAAUGUAACCAUGUGUUUCAUCGAGAUUGUAUAGAUGAGUGGUUGGCUUCACAUGUCACAUGUCCAGUUUGUCGAGCGAGUCUUGUUCCGAACACCAGUCAACACAGUCAAGAAACUGAGUUGACCAGUGGCCAGAACAGGCACACAAAAGAUCAUGUUUCAGUUGAACUAGUCAACCUGAAACAUGAUCUUGCACCUCCUACAAAAUUGUCUCGUUCUUGUUCGAUGGGACAAGUGAUGGUGCAACGAAACGUAGAAAACGUUGAUCGAUACACAUUAAGGUUACCAGACAAGGUACAAAAUGUUUUAAUAAACACUAGGACUGAUGUAUCAUUAUCAUCGGAAUGUAGUUUGAACACGAGUCUUAAGAGUGCAAGUGCAAAUUUCAUCAGAGGGUCAAAUUAUUUUGCCUACGAAAGGUUUGGCCAUGAAAGACGACUGCGUAGUGGUAAUGGAUUCAGUAACAAUAUUGUUAAUGUUUCCACAGCCACUUCAGAACGAUUUUUGACUUCUGUUAGGUCAUCAAAUAAGGAUACCGAUAUGAUGACAAGAUUAAACGAUAGUUAA
Molecule: messenger RNA, 1014 nt
Organism: Helianthus annuus (common sunflower)
Lineage: Eukaryota; Viridiplantae; Streptophyta; Magnoliopsida; Asterales; Asteraceae
Product: RING-H2 finger protein ATL38
Exons: 1
Coding region: 1-1014 (337 amino acids)
Source: RefSeq, a predicted model, not a curated record